GUCUACUCCGGGACAGUAAAAUUGUGAUAUUCAAACGGCGAAUCUUUAUUAGCUUGGAGACCAUUGACACACAGGUGGGAUAUACCCGUUUCUUAGGACGGCCCCUCUUUCAGUUCCUCAGAGCAGGAUAUGAGCUACUGACAUUUGUUAUUACCCUUUGGGACAGGAGGCGAACGGUUUAUGCUAACAGGUGUGAGAGCACACCAAUCUUCAUAGCCUGGAAUCCUUCCUCAUUGUUCGCAGGAAUAUCAAUUUAACUCAUAUAUUGAUCCCUUUCUACAUUUAACGGUUAAUUGAAACAUACAUCGAAUAAGAUAGUGUAUUAUUAGUGUUUAGAGAUAUUUUUGAGACCCGUCCUCCUAUUUAAAGGGACAUCAGAGAGAAACCAUGUCAACGAAAAAACCCAGCUUGAAUUUACCCAAAAUGAGCAGAAACCCGGUUGUGUUGGAAGGAGAGAUGUUCGGCGAAUUUCAGGACUGGUGUCUCCGUACUUACGGGGACUCGGGUAAAACAAAGACAGUCACCCGGCGAAAAUACAAUAAGAUUAUCCAGACCCUUUUACACACCGACGACUCGGAUGCCGUCUACAUCGAGAGCAACCACAUCAACGCCAAAUUCAAAUUCUGGGUGAAGUCCAAAGGGUUCCAGGUCGGGACCAUUCAAGGGGACCUGAACAAGAAUGGAGCCGCUGACAGACCUGUCCUGUACGUCCCCAUCAAGGCGACGUGUGUGGACGGGGGCUCUGGGUCAGAGUCCUCUCUGAAGAGGGUGGCAGUGGUGGAGGACUUCUUUGACAUCAUCUAUGCCAUGCAUGUAGAGAUCAGCGCCGACCCCGGCAAAACACCCAAACACGCCGGACAGAAGAAGACCUACAAAGCGAUUGCAGAGACGUAUGCCUUCCUGCCCAGGGAGGCAGUAACCCGUUUCCUGAUGAGCUGUGGUGAGUGUCAGAAGAGGAUGCACAUCAGCCCUGGCGGCGCAGAGUUCAAAGAGAAUGACAGACCGACAUCACUGGUGCCGGAUCUCAUCGACUACAACAUGCCGCUGACCACCACCUAUCUGAAGCAGAUGAAACUCCAGUGCAUGAGUACCAAUGAGCAGGAUGAGACAUCAGUGAGCAGUGAGGACUUUGACAUGAGCGACCCCACAUGGAUAUCAGCUGAUCACGGCCCUGCUUCAGACCUGAGUCCCCCGAACCGCAGAGAGAGAAUGCACAGCCCCCAGAACGCACACAUUAAGGAGGAGGACGACGACUCAUCCUCGGAGAGCGGCAGCGGGAACGGCAUGCACACCAUGACCCUUCCGUCUGCGGGCGGGGCAGCCCCGGGGUCUGAAGGGUGCGUGGGGGGAACCCCCUACAGGAAGGUGGUAAACGGUAACGGGCCCCCGGCCCCGCUUGACUUCAGCACCACCUCCUCGUCUUCAUCAUCCGAGGACCAACAGGCUCCAGUCAACCUGAGUGAAACCAGGCUACCUGGGUCUGCCCUGAUGGGCCCCUUCCAGCCCGACACCCCAGACGAGCUGCGCAGGAAGUACCCCGUCAAGCCUCUCCCCCAUGCCGCUGAGCUGCGCCUGGACAGAGACUCGAUCAGGGACUACGGCAACAAGUCUCCUCAGUACAGCUCAGGAAGCUACGACUCAUUGAAGAUGGAGACGUGUGCCGAGGACCUGACCGUGAGCAGAGGCGUAGCGGCGGCCGACGAUGAUGACGAUGAUGAUCACGACGACAGUGACAAGAUCAACGACACAGAGGGCAUGGACCCCGAGAGACUAAAGGCCUUCAACAUGUUUGUGCGUCUGUUUGUGGAUGAGAACCUGGACCGCAUGGUGCCCAUCUCAAAGCAGCCCAAGGAGAAGAUCCAGGCCAUCAUCGAGUCGUGCAGCCGCCAGUUCCCAGAGUUCGAGCUGCGUGCUCGCAAGCGCAUCCGCACCUACCUCAAAUCCUGCCGCCGCAUGAAGAAGAACGGCAUGGAGACACGACCCACCCCACCUCACCUCACCUCAGCCAUGGCUGAGAACAUCCUGGCAGCCGCCUGUGAGAGCGAGACACGCAAGGCUGCCAAGAGGCUGCGCCUGGAUGUCUACCAGGCACAUGAGGAGCAGAUAGCACUUGACAAGCCCAGUUCUCACGAGCCGGCCUCCCUGGCCCACUCUGCCUACUCCCUGGCCGCCUCAGCCUACUCCCAGGACCAGCUCUACAUCAAUGGUGGGCUCAACUACAGUUACCGUGGUUACGGGGGCUUGGGAGCAAGCAUGCAACACCCUGUCUCCUUGACAACCGCCACUGCUCAGAGCAACGGCCCUACUGACCUCAGCAUGAAGUCCCUGGUGUCCAACUCGUCAUCGGCCAGCUCCAACAGCCACGGGCGGAGCGGUGGCGGCGGAGGGAGUGGGGCCUCGGCACAGCUCAGCCCCACGGAGAUCACAGCCGUGCGGCAGCUCAUCGCCGGCUACCGCGAGUCAGCUGCCUUCCUGCUCCGCUCGGCCGACGAGCUGGAGACCCUGAUCCUGCAGCAGAACUGAGAUGAAAACCCCACCUCCCCCCGACUCACUCCUUCUCCCUCUCUCACUCCGACUCUCCCACACGACCCCUAACUAACCGACCAACCACUAUCCCACUCACCAAAUCCAUCUGUCCGUGAUUCGUCCUCCUCCACCAACCUUUACAUUCUCUCCAUCGCCAGGAAAGAAGGCAUGCAACAGUGCUACCUUCCUCUAGUCUAAUAGUCCAAACCCCCUUGAUUGUUUUGGCAUUAGUGCGUGGAGGGAAAGAGCACUGUCUGUGACCACUUUGGAACAGUGUUUCUCCCUCUCUUGAACCACCUGUAAAGGAACACGCUCCCUCCCAAUCAUAACAGCCCUCCAUCACUCCCACAGCUUUGUGGGAAGAAGAGGGAUGACACAGAGAGUCCCAGACAGCCGGAAAUUAGUCUACCUAGUGUGGGGGAGAGAUUGGUGGGGCUGGUGCACUGGGGAACACUGCAGGGUUGUGCUGUAAUGAGAGAAGAGCGCCCCCUUGUGUAUGAAGAAAAUAAGUGGUCCUUUUUGUGUGCCAGGAAGCUCUAUGUGCUGCAGGACACAGAUCCCCUCACCAACCUCGCCAUCCCCAAUAACAAUGAAAGUACUCCCUGAUUAGUACAAAAAAAUUGUUUGUUGAUGACAAAUACUUUGAUUUGAAUUUGUUUUGUUUUGUUUUUUCAAAGCCUGUAGAAUAUUUACGUUUCUUUUGGCUCCAUUCCGAGCUACUGAAAAGGGGUGUUGACUGAUCUAAAAAGAGAGCACUAACUCUAAGACACUUUGAACCACUUUGUUAAGGAACAGAGGCUAAAGAAGAAGACUGGGGAAAAAAAAGAAAAAAAGAGACGCUCGCUGUAAAUAAGCUGUCUGUGUCCUAAAGCACUUUCCCCUGAUUCAGACCUCACCUCCCCUUGAGGAAUAAAGACCUUGAUGUCCUGGGAGCAACACUUUAACUUAUGCAUUAUGGAGACGCCAUCUUUUCCACAUGGAAAUACCUCAGAUCUACCAACCAACCGUUCUAGUACUUCAUUCAUACUGGGUGGCGCCAUCACACAACGCUCACCAGUACCUGAUGUGUUCAGUGUUUUCAAAGACCUGCAGGAAGCAAAGUCUUAACCAUUUCAAGAAGAUUCCAGAAUAAAUAUUGUAACUAUAGUUCAAAUUUGAUCCCAAACAAAGUAUUGUUUGUCCCGUUAUUUGUGUACUGUAUAUAUUCAGUCCAUAUUUGAUUCUAGAAGCAUCAGUAAAGUGAAGGACUGGGGGCAAGGAAGUAUGUUCUGUGGGAGACUGAACCUCUCCGAAGAUGGCUGGAGAUUUUUUCCAGAGGCCUACAUGUUUUCCACCCCCUGAUGGCUCGUUGCUCCCCCAUCAAUUCCAGGUUUUGGUUUGUCCGACCUGGUUGUCAACACUCAUCACUCGAUGAUACCGUCUCUUUCUGGGUCUGGUUCUGCAUUCCUCUCUCUAACCUACCCCACUCCUCCGGACCUAUACCCCCCCCCCCCAACCUUACCUGAGCUCCGUCCAGCUUGGUUCUGGGAGGAAUUCUGUAUUUCUUUGUCUAUUGACUCUUUGAGAUGGCCAUUAAUCCACGCUGCUGCUAUAUGGACCGGACCUUUGCCACAGACCUAUAACCUCAAGUCAGGACGCCAGCCUCCUGCACAACCAGAGCACCUCAAGACAACAACACAAACAAAAAUAAGCAAGAACUACUGAAGACGGAUAAGAGACAAAAAUCUAAUAUUUGAAAACGACAUGCCAUCUGAGUCAGUUGCUUCUCUCUGCUACUAGGCACUCUGGUUGAUAUUUUUGUUCUUUCAUAAGGCUGUGUUGUUUUUACAUUAACUUUUUUCUUUUUAGUUUUCUUCAUGAGUAUGAACCUCUGGAGGCAUAUAAUAAGGAUCAAUGUGCUCCUCUUGCAGCCAUUCACAAGGGUGAUCUGGGCCUAUCUAUCUUACUGUACAAUGUGCGGUCAAAGUCUGGGAGGUUUGUACCUUUUUAGAAUGGGAGAAAUAAAAUACUAAAUGUUUCUUCAA
Coregonus clupeaformis (lake whitefish) is the source of this 4550-nucleotide messenger RNA. Its product is annotated as nucleolar protein 4-like. Bases 388 to 2523 code for a protein of 711 amino acids. The transcript is spliced from 11 exons. The record is from RefSeq and is a predicted model, not a curated record. NCBI's taxonomy places the organism in Eukaryota, Metazoa, Chordata, Actinopteri, Salmoniformes, Salmonidae.